CUAUAUUAGCUUGCUAUAAUCUAUCUAUCUACCCCUCUCUCUGGUGUAUGUGUAUAUAUCAUUUUUACAGCUAGUUAUCUGAUCGGUUUUUUGAUUGUAAUACAACGCGGAGAACAGACUAUUAAUGCAGACAUAUCUGGUAGAGCCCCUUCACAAUACGGAGCCCGGGGAACCUUCGAAACCAAAUACUGUGAGAUCCUUAGGUUCGCGCUUCCCUGCGAGGAGCAAUUGCAAUUCCAGGAACGCUGGAUGAAAGAAGGGGAUUAUUCCCAGAGGGAAAGAGGGGCCUCCUGCAUUUGUUUUCCUAAGGAUCGCCGCAUGCUCUUCAAGAGGAAUCUUCUGAAAAAUUCAUUGUGACAUUUGUAUCACCUCAGGCACUGGUAGAGAAAUCGCCUCACUGGACUUACCUAUGAAGGGAAGCUGAAAUGCCUCUGAUGCCAGUUAUACAGAUCACCACUGAUUGAUUAGUGUCACAACCAGAUUUCCUUUCUGCUAAAGAGAUCCGGAUAGUAACGCUCAUCUUAUUUCUAUUCUCGAUUUUAAGAUAGAAGCUGGGAUCUGAUUCCAGUGGAACCCCCACCCUAACAAAAUAUAUAUAUAUAAAAAAUUCUGGGUAACAGCGUCAAAGCCAAGAAGAUGCCGGCUAAGACCCCUAUCUACUUGAAAACCUCCACCCCAAAGCGGGGCAAGAAACUGAAGUUGCGGGACGUCCUGUCCGGGGAUAUGAUCAGCCCCCCUCUGGGUGAUUUCCGUCACAGUGCCCACGUGGGGCCGGCAGGGGAGGGGGACAUGUUCGGGGACGUGAGCUUCAUGCAGGGCAAGCUGGAUCUGCUUCCGGAGACGGGCAGGAGGGCCAGCGAGGAGGAAGCCCAGGGCAGGACCCUCAGAGAUGGGUUCCCCGUCGGAAAAAAGAACCCCAGAGGCUCCCUGCUGAAGAACGCCGUCUCCCUGCCCGCCUUCGGACAGGAGCUGCCUCCGCCCAAGCCUCCCAGGCUGCUCCUGGACGAUUGCCCGGGCCAGAGGUCCAUGUCGGUGAGCCACUCUGCAGAGACCGGAGGGUGUGAAGGCCAUUUCCGCGAUGACGACGAGCUGAGUUACUCCGCCUCCAUUCCGGAUGGUUUCGGGCACCUGCUGGCUUCCUCUGGCUCGCUCUCCGAGGGUUCCUCUGAUGGCUCCGAGGGGAUGGGGGAAGGCUGCUCCUGCUACCGGCCCCUAGACCCCAUGACCGGGCUGAGUCUCGACUCGGAUGCAGGCCUCAGCAACGAGGACCUGCUGAACAAGAUUAGAGAACCUGCCAGCGUUCCCAAGUCAGAGUCGCUCCUCGGAAUGGAUCUGGACCUGGGACCCUCCAUCCUGGAAGACGUCCUGAGGAUUAUGGAUGCCUAUAAGAUGCAGGACGGGCACUGGGAGCUGUAGACUGGACCUGCAAACCUCCAUUUGGGGGUUAUUAAAAUUGUCUUGACUUUUUUUAGCUUGACGGACUCAGUGUGUUCAAUCACAAGUUAUUUAUAACAAAACAAAGCCUCUAAUAGUUUUCUGUUGAAUAUUUUAUAAAAGUGUAUUUAUUAAGGGUGAUUUUUGCUGCCUGCAGUUUGCUCACAUCUCCUGUAGGGGCAUCCAAGUCGCUUCUAGUGACAUCUAGUGGUGGAAACAGGGAAGAACAGGACAAAUCAUGCUGCCUGACCAGACCAAUAAGUAAACUGUGUGCUUCAACAGCUUGAGAUUUGAAUUUGAGUUGAAGUCGGGGACUAUUUGCCAACAGUUGGCUGCAGAAAAAAAUAACGACAAAAUUGAAAAAAAAAAAAAAAAAAAAAAAAUGAUCACUUGAUUUCUUUUUAUAUGAAGGGAUUAUCUCUGCGUGCUUCUGCUUUGAAGAGAGGACGGUGUGACGAGAGAUUUUUACCUGGAUUUAAAAACUGAGUCUCAUUUGGGCAGUGAAACCAAAAAUUCAAAAUCUGCGAACCUGAAAACAAAACCUUUUUUGUGUGCAUUUUUUUUUCAGCUUGAAAAUAGACGCUGUUUUGUCUGUAUAAUAUAGUAAAUGACUGCUGUCUCUAUUUUUCUAAUGUUAGAAGGUCGCUUUAUCUGAGUUGUGACAGCUUUAUAUCCUGCUUCAUUGUCUUGUAUUGUAAAAUAUUGUACUGGAUGCAUUUCACCUGAAUGUGAGCGAGAGGCUAAUAUUAACUUGGUUUCAUAAGAUAAAAUAAAAAAUAAAAAAAAAAGA
Molecule: messenger RNA, 2224 nt
Organism: Polyodon spathula (Mississippi paddlefish)
Lineage: Eukaryota; Metazoa; Chordata; Actinopteri; Acipenseriformes; Polyodontidae
Product: cdc42 effector protein 2-like
Exons: 2
Coding region: 637-1416 (259 amino acids)
Source: RefSeq, a predicted model, not a curated record